Messenger RNA from Brassica napus (rape), 1207 nucleotides. RefSeq lists its product as uncharacterized. The transcript is spliced from 5 exons. The record is from RefSeq and is a predicted model, not a curated record. The coding region runs from base 161 to 937 and encodes 258 amino acids. Lineage: Eukaryota; Viridiplantae; Streptophyta; Magnoliopsida; Brassicales; Brassicaceae.
AUCGAUAUUUCAACUUCCCUCUCUCUCUCUCUCUCUCUCUCUCUCUCUCUCUCUCUCUCUCUCUCUCUCUCUCUCUCUCUCUCUCUCUCUCUCUCUCUCUCUCUUCUCUCUUCGCUUUCUCUUUUGUAUCUGAUACCCUUUGAUUACCGUAACGUCGAUCAUGAAGAAGGUUACAACGGCAUCGACUAAGAGGGCGGCAAAGGAUCAGUGGGUGGCGGCGGCGAUGACUGACGACCAGAUGGUUGUAGAGCUUCUCAUAAGGCUGAAGCAUGCGGGGACGACGGUUUCAGAGAAUCCCUCGACGAAUCUGCCUCCGUUGCAGUGGGGAAUCCGUCGACGGAGGUCACGACCUUCAAGAUUUGGCGGCGGUGGUGGCGGCGGCGUUUUGGUUACGUUGAAGAAGGAUGUAGAUUCCGCAAGAGGCAGUCCGAAGACUCCUCUCUCAUGGAGCGACGGAUCUGGAAGUGGCGGCGGAGCCUCUGCAUCUCCUCCCUCCGCCGUAGCCGCCGAUGGAUUGGAGUAUAUUAGUCGUCAAGCUAGCUGCUCCACGUCAACAGUAUCCGGAUCUAAGGCUUUUCCAACAAACGUAAUCACAAGUUCCUUUUCCAAGAGACUGAAGAGAAAGAAGUUAAAGUCAUUUUCGGAGCUUAAAUACGAAGAGAACUUGAAGUUGAAGGAAAGACUCGACCUUCAAAAGGAGAUUGCGAGUCUCCGAGCAACGUUAGACGAACAAAACGUAAGGAACCAAAGGUUGAAAAGGAUUAAGCUUGACUUAAACUCAGGCCGUAUCAAGAACGAGACUCCGGUUAAUAUGAUUCAUAAUUCACAACGCGAAUCAAAAUGCUGCAGAGUAGAGAGCAACAAAACUGCUAGCUUCUUCCUCCCUGAUUUGAACAUGGCACCAUCCGAGGACGAGAUAUUGCAUGGAACUAGCUAAGUGGCUGCCUAUCUGAAGAUUUUUUAGAUCUCAAUCUUAUCACAAUCAAGAAGGGAGCCAUAGACUUUGCACAAACAAAAGUGAAUGUAAUAAGAGGUGUAAUGUCUCCUCACAUCAUUCUUUGUGUUCUGUUUCCUUCCUUUUUGAGUGUAAAACACUCAUUACUUCUUGGUUUUUAUUGAGAAGGUGGUGGAAAUUAGGUUCUUUAACUUUUUGUUUCUCUCACUAUUGUAUCGAUUCGUUGUAGUUAAAAAAGCUUUUUGUUGGAAA